Xenia sp. Carnegie-2017 is the source of this 1883-nucleotide messenger RNA. Its product is annotated as methionine aminopeptidase 1-like. The transcript has 14 exons. Gene Ontology annotation, molecular function: metalloaminopeptidase activity. Bases 77 to 1213 code for a protein of 378 amino acids. Gene Ontology annotation, biological process: proteolysis. Lineage: Eukaryota; Metazoa; Cnidaria; Anthozoa; Malacalcyonacea; Xeniidae. The record is from RefSeq and is a predicted model, not a curated record.
UCACCCACCACCACCACGAACUUUGAAACUUUCAAACUGAUCUCAAUAAUAUAAAAAAUGCUGACUGGACAACAAUAUGGCUACCGUCUUGGAUAUGAAUGUUCAUUCUUGCACUAGAGUUGGUUGUGAAAAUCAAUCUAAACUUCAGUGUCCGACCUGCUUGAAGCAAGGCAUCGAAGGAAGUUAUUUUUGCUCACAGGAGUGCUUUAAGAAGGCAUGGAAUGAACACAAAAAAAAGCACAAAAAAACAGGCAAUAAAGUAUCUUCUUAUAAUCCAUGGCCAGGCUAUAGGUUCACUGGCACUAUACGACCUGCAAAAUUGAGUGAAAGAAGAGAGGUUCCCAUUCAUAUAGAACGACCAGACUAUGCUGAGACAGGCAAUCCUAUAAGUGAAAUGGAACUUCGUGGUAACACAAUGAUCAAAAUACUGAAUAAUGAAGAAAUCAGUGGCGUGCAUCUCGCUUGCAAGUUAGGAAGAGAAGUUCUUGAUGAAGCAGCAAAAGCUGUAAAAGUCGGUAUAACAACAGAUGAAAUUGACAGAAUUGUUCACGAGGCAUGUAUCGAGAGAGAUUGUUAUCCAUCGCCCUUGAACUAUCAUGGAUUUCCAAAAUCGUGUUGUACCUCAGUAAACGAAGUCAUUUGUCAUGGUAUACCUGAUGCAAGACCUGUACAAAAUGGAGAUAUUUUAAAUAUUGACAUCUCAGUUUACCACAAUGGUUUCCAUGGUGAUCUGAACGAGACGUUAUUUGUUGGCGAAGUUGAUGAGGGAAGCAAGAAGUUGGUUAAAAUUACACACGAGUGUCUGCAAGAAGCAAUCAAAAUAGUUAAACCUGGUGUUCGCUACAGGGAGAUUGGUAACGUAAUUCAAAAACAUGCAAAUAGUAAUGGUUUUUCAGUUGUUAGAACAUAUUGUGGUCAUGGCAUACACAGAUUAUUUCACACAGCACCAAAUGUUCCUCAUUACUCAAAAAACAAGGCUGUUGGUGUGAUGAAGAAAGGUCACGUGUUCACAAUCGAACCAAUGAUUAACGAAGGUACAUGGCGUGAUGAUGUAUGGCCAGAUAACUGGACAGCGGUCACCCAAGAUGGUAAAAGAUCGGCACAGUUUGAACAAACGCUACUUGUCACCGACACAGGAUGUGAUAUACUGACAAGAAGACUGGACUCAAAUGGUGCACCAUACUUUGAAACACAAAUAUCGACCAUCACAUGAUAACAUUAUUGUAACAUUCUAGAAUUAAAGUAAUGGAUAAAUAGCAAUACAAUGACCUCCCCAGCGAUCAUAUCAUUAACUACUAACACCCCUUCGGAAUUUUCGUUUGCUUUGUAGAAGUUAAAGAUACGAAAAGAAGUGUUUUCUGACUUCAUUUCUUAUCUAAAAUGCCUUGAUUUUUAAAGUUUCUUUAUAAAUCAAAAGUAACCAAAAAGAAGAAAGCAUUGGGCUCAUUUUCAUUUGCUCAAGGGGGAGAUUAAGUCAAUUAGGAUACUCAACCCAAACUAUUUUACCCACCCAAAGCUAUUUCUUCUAAGACCUCAACAUUUGUACAGUAUAUAUUUUCAACAUGACAGAAAUUUUUCAGAAUGUGAUAAUGACUCCAGAAAAAAAUAUAUUGUACAGCAGUAAAGUUACGAUAUCGUUUAUAGACGACCUGCUUCACUGUACUUAAGAUUCCAUUUUCUGAAUGUCAUUGAAACGCAACCACCGUUCGUAAACUAAACGAAAAAGAUGUAAAAAUAGUUAAUCAUAAGCGAGUUAUCACGGAAACUUAAUUCUCAUGUUUUUAUUGGAAGCGAUUUGAUGUUGAAAAUUGAGUCGAUAUCACUGAAAGUUCGGUUUAGUGUCGUAAGAAGUGAUGUGAUAUUAAAACUUGAAUCUUUAUAUA